Molecule: messenger RNA, 3164 nt
Organism: Quercus lobata
Lineage: Eukaryota; Viridiplantae; Streptophyta; Magnoliopsida; Fagales; Fagaceae
Product: Ankyrin repeat family protein
Exons: 3
Coding region: 791-2749 (652 amino acids)
Cellular component (GO): cytoplasm
Molecular function (GO): protein binding
Source: RefSeq, a predicted model, not a curated record
AAGCAAAAGUGACGAGACUCCACCUGAAAGAAAAAUUACAGAGACACAGAGAGAGAGAGACAGAGAUCUGAGUUGGCUGAGACCGAGUUAAUAGAGAGACUGAGUUGGAGAGACCGAGUUGAGAGAAAGCUCUGUGUUGUGGUGUCAGAAAUUAAUGGUUGCUGUCGUUGUUUUUGAAGAAAGUUCGUACAGUACAACACACAAAAAGGACACGAAGAGCAGAGAUGAGAAGAGGAGAGAGUUACGGAGCGAUAGAGAGAAGAUCCUAACCGUUGGAUUAGAUCCCAAUCUCUGAUACUCAACACCAACCGUCCGAUUUAGCCCCUCUCUCUCUCUCUAGCUUAGCUCAAAUUUUUUGGAGGUGAAGUGGAGAGAGAAAGAAAGCUUCACUGAAAACCGAUCGCUCUCAAAAUUCAACCUCUCUAUAUCUAUCUAGCUCUCUCUCUCUGAGGUUCGAGCUCCGUGACAGCUUUACUGUACUGUGAUGGAGCUCAAGAUCAAGCUGUGUAAAUUGGUUUUUGAGUUUGAGUUACAAAAUCGGUGGAGAUUUUCGCUAUGCUAAAGAAAUUUUGGGUAAGAUUUGAAUUUUCUACUGUUUGUUUAGCCAUUUGAGGAAUCUCUGCAAAUAUGAGAUAAUUUGAAGCUAAAAAGGGGCUAAGAUAGUAAAAGAACCCUAGAAUUUUAGCUCUGUAGCUUGAGUUUUCAGCAGAAAUGGAAAGAACCAUAUAGUUGAAGAAUUAUUAAGAGAGGGAGAGAAAGUGUGUCAGAGAGAUAGCAAGAAAAAGAAUCAAUGGAAGACUUUUCGAAAUAUGCUCAUAGUUCAGCUCAUUUGGCUGUGGCACGCCGUGACUAUGCUGCCUUAAGGAACAUUGUUUCUACCCUCCCUCGUGUUGCCAAGGCUGGGGAAGUUAACACUGAAGAGGAGUCUCUGGCUGCUGAGGUCCAGGCUGAUGCCAUUUCGGCUGUUAUUGAUCGCCGUGAUGUUCCAGGUCGUGAGACUCCUUUGCACCUUGCGGUGCGCCUCCGGGACCCUGUAUCAGCAGAGAUUUUGAUGGCAGCUGGUGCGGAUUGGAGUCUCCAAAAUGAGAAUGGUUGGAGUGCUCUUCAAGAGGCGGUGUGCAAUAGAGAGGAGUCAAUUGCGAUGAUUAUAGCAAGGCAUUACCAGCCUCUUGCUUGGGCAAAAUGGUGUCGGAGAUUGCCACGUAUUGUUGCCUCAGCAACUCGUAUUCGUGAUUUUUAUAUGGAGAUAACUUUCCAUUUUGAGAGCACGGUCAUUCCAUUUAUUGGCCGUAUUGCCCCUUCGGAUACUUACCGCAUUUGGAAGCGUGGUUCCAAUCUCCGUGCUGAUAUGACUCUUGCUGGUUUUGAUGGGUUUCGGAUUCAAAGAUCUGAUCAAACAUUUUUGUUUCUUGGAGAAGGUUACUCUUCAGAGGAUGGUAAUGUAAAUUUGCAACCAGGUUCUUUGAUUGUUCUUGCCCAUAAGGAGAAGGAAAUCACAAAUGCUUUGGAAGGAGCUGGUGCUCAGCCAACAGAAGCUGAAGUUGCCCAUGAAGUGGCAUUGAUGUCUCAGACAAAUAUGUAUAGGCCAGGCAUUGAUGUUACUCAAGCUGAGCUUAUUUCCCAUUUGAAUUGGAGGCGACAGGAAAGAACUGAGAUGGUUGGGAAUUGGAAGGCCAAAGUUUAUGAUAUGCUUCAUGUGAUGGUGAGUGUUAAGUCAAGGCGGGUUCCAGGUGCCAUGACUGAUGAGGAACUUUUCUCUGUGGAUGAUGAAGAAAGGACGGCAAAUGGUGAAAACAAUGAUGAGUAUGAUGAUGUAUUGACAGCUGAGGAAAGGAUGCAACUGGAUUCUGCACUUCGGAUGGGGAACUCGGAUGGUCCUUGUGAGGAUGACGAACAUGGGGUCGUUGAAUGCCAAGAAAAUGGUGAAGCCAAUGGUGUUAGUAAGGAUAAGAAAAGUUGGUUUGGUUGGAACAAGAAAGGUUCAAAGAAUGCUGGUGAUGACCCUGAGGAUUCAAAGAUUUUAAAGAAGUUUUCAAAGUUGGCCCCAGAAGGUAGCAAUCAUAAAGCACUGGAUCAUCAAAAAUCAACAUCUGAAUUUCCCAAGGAGGAUAUGGGGGAUAGUAAGAGGGGAAAGGAUAAAAGCAGUAAAAAGAAAAAGAAGAAAGGGCCCACUAGUGAAACUAAGCAUGAAAGCGAGUACAAAAAGGGUUUGAGACCUGUAUUGUGGCUGACACCAGACUUCCCUUUGAAAACAGAUGAGCUCCUGCCUCUACUUGACAUCUUAGCGAACAAGGUCAAGGCUGUUAGGAGACUCAGGGAGCUUUUGACUACUAAGCUUCCUCAUGGCACAUUUCCUGUCAAGGUUGCAAUACCAAUUGUCCCCACUAUUAGAGUCCUUGUUACUUUUACAAAAUUUGAAGAGCUUCAGCCAUCAGAGGAAUUUUCAACCCCUCUCUCCAGCCCAGCUCAUUUCCAGGAUGCCAAGUCCAAGGACUCAGAAGGCUCUGUGUCAUGGAUUUCAUGGAUGAGAGGGAGUCGUGGUGGGCAAUCUAGUGACAGUGACAGUCACCGGUAUAAGGAUGAGGUUGACCCUUUCCUCAUACCAUCAGACUAUACUUGGGUUGAUGCAAAUGAGAAGAAGCGCCGCUUGAAAGCAAAGAAAGCCAAGAGCAAGAAACAUAGGAAACAGGCAGCAGCAAGAAACGGGGAAGGGACAACACAUCAGGCCAGUGAAGAAGUUGAAGAAUAAUUAUGUUAAAAUCUCUCUGGCACUUCCCCACUUUCAGGUCCAUUGCGACGGAGAGGGAGGUUUAUAACUCCUGUGCGCACCCAGACCUUCAAUUUUCCCUCUGGAUAAUUUGGUUGGUGGAUGAUUGGUAGGCAAUCAAUUUGUUUUUCUUUAAGAAGAGCCUUGUCUUCAUGAUCAGUUAUUGUAUUGUUAUGGGAAGUGAGAUUAUAGAGAAGCAGGGUCUUCUCGUUUCUCUGAUAGUUUGUUUUCAUUCUAAUUUUUCGUAGACGCCAAUCUUGUAUCUAAGUCAUUAACAGUUUCACAUUUUUUUUGUGAUUGGUCUUUAUCUCUCUCAAUUCUAGCUCAAAGUAAUAACUAUUCGUUCCAGCUCACUUUAUUUUUUAAGGAAAAUUUAAUGGAAAUAUUUUCACUCUUU